GUUUAUGAAUUUUGUACAGAAAAAUUCAAUAUUGACUCAGUUUUAACUCAUGGUGAAAAAGAGUAUUAACGUUUUCAUUACAUUUCAAGAAAUUAUAAAUCAUGGAACAGACGGAGAAGGAUGAACCAAACUGGGAUGAAAAACAAGUAGAAAGUAUGUCGGAUAAUUUAGAUAUACAAAUGGAAGUAACGAACGAUAUCCUGCCCAUCGUUGAAAGUUCGAAUCAGGAGGAUGUGGUGGAACGACAAAAAGAAAUGGCCAUUGAGGAGACGCUGUUGAACGUUGCUGACAGUGGACCGAAUUCUCCCUUAGCCGAGGAUGAAGAAGUGUUGUUAGAAGAAAAUAAAGCGACCGUUGACGAAGGUACAGAACUCUUAGAACACAAGGAUAAUCUCACAAAUGGCACAAUCGAAGAUGCGAACCCUCCUCCUCCUGCGGAAAUUAUGGACUAUGAGAUCGACAUGGAAACAAAAUCGGCAACCUACGAGCAGGAUUUCUUUCAAGCGCUGACGGCAUGCGAGGUUGGGCGAUGUUCUUGGGACAGAGCGGAGAAACAAAACUACGUUCGCGGUUGUCUCUGGUCACCGGAUGGAACCUGUGUGCUGGCUGCCGUUAACGGCGAUGGAAUGCACGUACUCGAGCUUCCGGCUGACAUGUACGAGGCGCAACAGAUCUCUACGGAACGACCAGUACAGCUGCUAGAUUCGGCGGUGCACGUUCGUGAAACAACGCUGGUUUACGACUAUAAAUGGUAUCCCGGGAUGCAAAGUUCGAUGCCAGAAACCAGCGUUUGGAUUGCCUCCCGGCAGCAUGAACCGAUCCAAAUGUGGGACGCUUAUACCGGCAAGCUUCGGUGUUCGUACAAAGGCUACAAUGCGGUGGACGAGGUGGAAGCUGCUUUGAGUAUCACCUGGUCCUUGGAUGGAGGUUUCAUUUUCGGUGGCUACAAAAAAAGUAUCAAAAUGUUCGACGUCAAAACACCGGGACGGGAAAUUUCCUCGUUCCCUACCAAAGUGACUGCUUCCUGUAUGACAAUGUGUUCACCCCUUCCUAAUCUGCUGAUUUUUGGCUCCUGGAGUCGUUCGAUCACGGCGCUGGCAACGAAUAGCAAUCAGACGACCAUUCCGGUGGGUAACAACUCGCGCGAGUGCAGUCACAAUGCGGGUGUCACCUGGUUGCGGUUUAUUCCGCGAACGAAUCUGUUCGUUUCCGGCGGUCGAAAGGAUCCAAAACUGCUAGUGUGGGAUAUCCGAAGGUUGGAUAGGCCGUACCACGUGCUGCAGCGAACCUGCGACACCAAUCAGCGGGUGUACUUUGAUAGCUCGCCGUACGGCGAGUGGGUGGUUACCGGAAAUACCGACGGAGUUGUUCGCGCUUGGAACUUGAUGGAUGUUGAGACGGAGCGGAAAACCUACCGCCAAUAUAAUUUUCCCUUACAUCGAGAUUGCUGUAAUGGAGUGGCUUUCCAUCCGUUUAAGCCCAUUAUUGCGACCGCAAGCGGUCAGCAUCACUUUCCGCCGGCUGAGGAGUUUAGCGAAGAGCAAACGCUGCCGAGUGACGCGGGGCAAAGUAACAAAGUGGAAAACUCACUAACCAUGUGGUGGGUUGGUGCGGUGAAUGUUUCGGAACAGUAAAGUGUAGGUUUACUCUUUUAGUGUAAUACAUUUUUCUUUCCUUCUCUCCGACUUCGAAUUAGUUUAAAAUCUUCAUGAUUCAGUUAAUAAAGUAGAAGGAUUAAAUAUUGCGUAAUAUGUACAAAAUAACAAUAAAAUUAAUAAAGAAUAUUUCUU
This is a messenger RNA of Sabethes cyaneus, 1790 nucleotides long. RefSeq names its product telomerase Cajal body protein 1 homolog (gene WDR79). Gene Ontology annotation, molecular function: protein binding; RNA binding. The coding region runs from base 102 to 1634 and encodes 510 amino acids. The transcript has 2 exons. Lineage: Eukaryota; Metazoa; Arthropoda; Insecta; Diptera; Culicidae. Gene Ontology annotation, cellular component: Cajal body. Gene Ontology annotation, biological process: Cajal body organization. The record is from RefSeq and is a predicted model, not a curated record.